Mollisia scopiformis is the source of this 483-nucleotide messenger RNA. Its product is annotated as DUF757-domain-containing protein. Bases 1 to 483 code for a protein of 160 amino acids. The transcript is spliced from 4 exons. Gene Ontology annotation, cellular component: cytoplasm. The record is from RefSeq and is a predicted model, not a curated record. NCBI's taxonomy places the organism in Eukaryota, Fungi, Ascomycota, Leotiomycetes, Helotiales, Mollisiaceae.
AUGUCGGUCGCAGCACCAGCCAAUUUCAAUGCUGAAGAGGCAGAUAACCUCGAAGAUAUUGAGAAGCAGUUCGCUGUCAAAGCCGUGCAACACUUGACUACAUACUGGGCCAUACUGGAGAAGGUUCGCGGAUCUUCUCUGAGGCUUACAAAGAUGGACGAUGAUAUCUACGAACACCUGAAAACCGACUUCCCUGAAUUCGACCCUGCGGUUCCCCUGAAUGAGGACGAAAUAAAGAGCAAAACCGGCAAAGAACGUUGGCGAAAGUUCAUGAUGGCAUACGAGAAGAAGAUCGAUGAUUACAGCUUCGGCACAAUAGUCAGAACGAGCCCGAAGACGGAGUACGAUCAAGAAGGUACCAUCUUUGUGCCUCGGAUGCAGUUCUAUGCCAUCGAAAUUGCUAGGAAUAAAAACGGGUUGAAUGACUGGAUCUACGAGGAUCACCAGAAGGAGUUGGCGAAGGCGAAAGAGGCCAAGUCGUGA